AAUGAAAUUGGAUGAAUCAACAUGUUCAACAACAACAAUAACUACUACUACAACUGCAAUUAGUACUACAAUAACCAAUGAUAGUUGUACAAUAACGCAUCAUCAUUCCGAUGAUGAGAAUUCCUGGAAUGAUAAUAUGAAUAAUUUGCAAGAAAUGAAUUCUCAUUUAACUUGGUUAUCACCAACAGAUAUAGACGAACAACGACAACGAAUUCAUUAUUCACCGGUAAAAAGUUUCUACAAGACGGUACCAUUGGAUGAAACUGGGGCAACAGAUACAGAAGUACCACGGAUAUCAGUGUCAGGAUGGCCUGCUGAAAAUAUGGGUUAUUCAACAGAUAUGCAUGUGCUCACCGAUUCCUUAAUUGUGAAUACGGAAGAGGAACCUGAAAUGGAUUCUAAUAAUGAUAUCAAGGAGAUACUGUCAAUGUUGAAUGAUGAUGAAAAUGGUAAUCCGAAAUGGGAAGGAUUUGAACAGCAAGGUACUCAAUGGCGUGAAUUUAAAUAUGGUAAAACUCGUUAUCAGUUAUCUUUCAAGCGUAACUGGCUUCUUAGCUAUAGUGACAAUAAUGAUAAGCAUUCUUGUGAUGCAUCCAGUGAAGAGAGCGAUGACCUACCGACGGAUCUGAAUCCAAUCACUGAAGUCAAAUCCACUACAACAUCAUCAGUUCUGGACACGAGACUAUCUUCGUUGAAAAGACGUCGCAAAGGGAGACUUAGCACAUCGGAUCGUUUUCCGUCCAUAGUGAAGAUAACUAAUGAUGUACUUGGACAACAGGAUAUGGAAAACAGUAUGUGUUCAGAGACGUGGUCUGAGAUACCUCACCUUGAUGGUGCUACUGCAUCAUUAGGUUCAAUUCGUUUACCAUCUGCUCAUUAUUUAGGAAAUGCAUUUCGUAGUAAGCAUCAGAUGCGACGUAAAUUACGUGCUCGACGUCUUCCACGUUCUAUGUCUGAUGGCGAGCAUCUCGGAAUAUGCAUGGAUGCAUCAAUUCAUUCAGCUCCGGGAGCAUCAAUAUCACACUGGAGUGGUAACAUAUGUCGUGAUAGUGAUACCACAGGACCAGAUCAGAGUGAUGUUCCACCAUAUGAAUGGGAUGAUUAUAAGCCACCAGCAAAAGCUGAAGAUGAAUGGGAUGAUGUGAGUGAUCGGGAAGAUAUAUCAGUAUUAACCAUUGAAGAUGAUUUUCAUAUGCAACUUGAUAGCUCUCAUUCUUCAUUUCCAUCACAUUUAUUUUUCUCAUCUAAUCAUUCAUCUCACAACUUUGAUGAAAAGAAAACGAUGAUACGAGAAAAAGCACCACGACCGGUUGCUACCGUUACCGGGAAAUGUAUACGGAAAGAUUCGGUUGCAAGUUUUAAUGAUAAAUUGGAAUUAAUCAAAGCGAGGACAAUACCGUUAACAACAUGCAAAUUAUUGAAUUCAUCGAAAUUACGACAUUUCUCAGAGUCUGAAUUGCAUAACAUUUUAUUGGGAAAUAGCGAUAACACAAAUAAUAGAACCGAAUGUAGUAUCGAAUCAUUUCCACUUUCAUCACUACCCAAACAAUCACCAUUGCCUACUAUUUUAUCAAAAAUUGAAAAAUUUGCAUCCUCACUCAAAUUGAUCCAUCAUGAUGACAAUGAGCCUGACUCAUCAUUCUCGACACUAUCAUCGAUCAGAUCGUUAGAUGACGUUGAUAUUCAUGAACGAUUGCUAGAAGAGCAAGAGGAAUUACAAACCCUGCUAAGUUCAGACUCAUUUUCUGGUGAUUUAUCAGGAUUACUGGGAGAAUUCGAACCAUUGUGUCGAGGAUACGAAGAAGCCCUGGAACGAGUGGAACAGUUAAUGGCACAAAUUGAAGCUAUCCGUGAUAAAUGGAAUGAUUGGUCAGAAACACAACGAAUUGUUCAAAUGAUGAUGCGAACUAUUGAAAGUCAUCUAUCUGAUCUUCGCAAAGGAACUGAUAACUCUGAACAAAUAUGUUCUGAAUUAGAAUUAUGUCAAGAACGAAUGAAUCGACUAGAAACAGCAUGUAAUUACCUGAGUUGUAAUUUAGCAUCACUUCAUAAUCGUCCCUCCACUCAACCACCGCCUAUCGAUUUUGCUUCUGAAUUAGCUCUAUAUUCGAAUGCAUUAAUACAACUAAAAACUAGAUUUGAAAAGGAAUUGGGUCAUGCAAAAAGUGUUGAUAAAUCAACAUUGGUACGUAGCAGAAAGCGAGCACAUUUGAAAGAUGAUGAAAAAAUGAUGAUGCGAUUGGAAAAGGACAAUUGCGCAAGCGCUAAUCAUAUCAAUUGGUCCAUUAAGGUGUUGUUUAUUAUUGCUGUAAUAGCAGCAUUUACAGCUUGGUUUGCUACAUCAUCUCUUGUACCUUGGCGAACAACUUUGGGACCACAUUUGGAUUACAUUGAUGGUCCACCACCUCUUUAA
Loa loa (African eye worm) is the source of this 2413-nucleotide messenger RNA. Its product is annotated as uncoordinated protein 83. The annotation marks the transcript as partial. NCBI's taxonomy places the organism in Eukaryota, Metazoa, Nematoda, Chromadorea, Rhabditida, Onchocercidae. The record is from RefSeq and is a predicted model, not a curated record. The transcript is spliced from 13 exons.